GUUUUUAUUUGAACUAAUGUUUAUUUUAAAUUUUUUGAUGUUUAAGUUAUUUGAAUCAUUUUAAUUUUUUUAUAAUAGAAUUUAUUUUUUGGUUAUUAAGCUUGUUGAGUUGAACGUGUUAAAAUAAGUUUAAGAGUUCUUUAUAGAUCGGAUAUAAUUAUUUUAAUUACCUCCUAAUUACACUAUAAUAUAAUCAUUGGCUAACCAUAAAGAGUCCCUACUACAUAAUGGAACUUGACAGUGAGAAUCUAAAUCCAAACACAGAACUUCGUAAACUACAUUUGAGCCACCUAAACGAACUAGUGACCAUUUUAGAGUCGGGAGAGUCGUGGAAAAAACUUAUGGCAAUAAUACCAAAGAAACUGAGCGAGGAUGGGUAUGAAAGUAAUAUUACUUUGCAUAAUAAGGCAAAGUUUACCACAUCAGAUUUUACCACAAUCCUUGAAACCUCUGAAAGGUACCACAAAAAGCCUACAGAAAUUCUUUUUCAAGAAUGGGGUACAAUGGGUCCAAGACCUAGGGUUAACUUGGGACACCUUAAGUACCUGCUGGUUAAAGCUGAGCUGCUUGCAGCUGCCAAUUAUUUAGCAAUGCUACUGAGGGAAGCCCCACCUGAAAGGCCGGCAGUUGGACCGGGAGCGGCAAUCACUAUACCUAUAGAAUUUGAGACUGAAAAUGUAAUUACCAAUAUGGUAGAUAAUCCAGAUCAUAAUGAAGAUGUAGAAGUGGAGAGACAGUUGGAUGAAAUUGGGUAUGUGCAACAGGCAGUGGAGCAAAUCAGGAGGAGAAGUCAAGAAAUUCAUCAACAUCAAAUUGAACCUGUUGUUCCAGACAUUGUAAUAACAGAGGACCAACCUGCUCCACAGCCAAUACAGAUCCCAAUGGUAAUUCAAAGACCAAGAGCAUCCACCCCACCCUCUAACAGAUCUAAAAGGUCACCAAAUCCUGUUGAUAUAAUUGACACCAAUCCUCAAGAGGACUACGACGACUUUUCUACCACCAGCGGCAAUAUACCUAAUUUAGAUUAUCUAAUUCAACAGCAUGUCCACCCCAUUUCCCCACCCACUUCAGGAGAACCUUCUCGGGAAGAAAGUAGUUCUAGUAACACUGAAGUUGGAAGUAAUUCAGAUAGUGCAAACUUCUCUAUGCCCUCCGGAGACAACAUACCUGCCUUGCAUAUUAUUGAUAAUGUCCUGCAAAGGGCUGCUCAAGAACGGAAAGAAAACCAAACUGUAUCAAAUAACAGAAAUUUGCCUUCAGGCGAAAUGAUGUUUAAUUCAAUGUAUAAUUCAGAAUCGUAUGUGCAAGACGUAAGUGAACCGGUAAUUCCGUUGUUUUUGCAGGAACAGAAAGAAUCAACAGAAUUAAAUGAUAGUGAAAAAAUGGUAAAUAAUUCUAUGUACAACUCAAUGUUAGGCACUGCAAAUUACUCAGUCACAGUACAAAGUGAUAUGGUCCCUUUAGUAGUACAGCAAUAUCACAAUAAUCUUGGAUCAAAACAGGUUAACAACACCCAAUCAAAAAUUUCUUCAGAAGAAGUCAAAAGUAAUUCCUUGUAUAUUUCAACAACAGAUAUGCAAGCAAGUGAGAACUUAAAACCUCAAGAAGAAUAUUCUUCAAAUAUAAGUGAAUACUCGGUACCUUUAGUGGUGCAAAACUAUUUUGAAUCAGACGUUAAGAGUGAUUCCCACGUGGCAAUAGAUUGUACAGAUUUGGCAAAUAUUUCAAUUAACUCUUCUCUACCCCACUACAACUAUGAAGUUCUUAAAAAUGCCACAAACGGUUUUUCCAGGCAACCCGAAGUGUAUCUGGGUAGCGGGGGCUUUGGAUCAGUUUACCUCGCAAAGGGUCUGUCAAAUCAACCUUUGGCAGUAAAAAAAUUGAAUAUAAUGUUAUCGACAAACCUUAACCUUCGGCGGGAAUUUAAAAGGGAAGUUGAAAAUAUGCAUAGGUAUGACCAUCCAAACUUGGUGUCGUUGCUGGGAUAUUCAUGUGAUACCGAAAAUUACUGUUUAGUGUUCGAAUUCGUAAGUGGUGGGUCACUUUUUGAUGUAUUAAGAAAUAAACCGGAGAGUUUGCUAUGGGUGGAAAGAGUGAAGAUUGCACUGGGAACCGCAAGAGGUGUUGCGCAUCUUCAUACAGCUUUUGAUCCGCCUAUGGUACACAGAGAUGUGAAGUCUACUAACAUAUUGUUCAGUGCAAAUGGGAAUGUUAAGGUUUGCGAUUAUGGUAUAUCAAAAUUACUUCCCAACGGCGUUACUUUAAUCGACGAUUCUCCUUGCGGUACCAUUGCAUACAUGCCUACGGAAUAUACGACAGGAAAAAAAGUGUCUCUCAAAAUGGACUCUUUUAGCUUUGGAGUUGUCUUAUUAGAACUCCUUACCUCUUUACCUCCGUUAGAUUCUGACCGAGAUGACGGUGUAGAUUUGGUGAGUUACGCGGAAUAUAAAUGUAAAGAGAGUAAUUCAGUAGAGCCCAUAUUAGACCGAAGUGUGGGAAAAUGGGAACAUAAUGGAAUUGAUUUCUCAACCGAAUUAUAUAAUUUGGUCGUAAAAUGUUUAGACGAAAAGGAAAACAGGCCUUUAAUGACUGAGAUUGUGAUCAGUUUGGAAAAACUUGUCGAGUGUUUAAAAUAAUUGUCGAAAUAACGCAUGUGUGCCUUAUAAUGCUUAAUAAGUAUGAUUGGUCUAAGCUUGCUGUUCUAAGUGAUAUUUUAUAUUAGGUCCAAUUUUUAAAGCAUUUUAAUAAAUAUUUUAUACAUUUA
This is a messenger RNA of Anthonomus grandis grandis, 2764 nucleotides long. Its product is annotated as serine/threonine-protein kinase pelle-like. The transcript is spliced from 4 exons. The record is from RefSeq and is a predicted model, not a curated record. Bases 228 to 2636 code for a protein of 802 amino acids. Gene Ontology annotation, molecular function: ATP binding; protein kinase activity. Gene Ontology annotation, biological process: protein phosphorylation. Lineage: Eukaryota; Metazoa; Arthropoda; Insecta; Coleoptera; Curculionidae.